This is a messenger RNA of Dermochelys coriacea (leatherback sea turtle), 1205 nucleotides long. It is a transcript of the gene RSPH9, whose product is annotated as radial spoke head component 9. The record is from RefSeq and is a predicted model, not a curated record. Gene Ontology annotation, cellular component: radial spoke; axoneme. Lineage: Eukaryota; Metazoa; Chordata; Testudines; Dermochelyidae. The transcript has 5 exons. Gene Ontology annotation, biological process: motile cilium assembly; cilium movement involved in cell motility; axoneme assembly. Bases 129 to 881 code for a protein of 250 amino acids.
UCUGACCUCCGAUCCGCAGCAACGCCUCGACUCCGCCCGCUUCGAGAGACGCGUUUCCGUGGAGGCGGUUGCCAGGGAACGGGACGCGGCUUCCUGCGCAGCCGGCGCCAGCCCCCGGGAGCCCCGCCAUGGACGCCCAGUCGCUGACCUACGCGCUGGACCUGGUGGCCGGGGGCGGCGGGGGCCUGAGCUCGGAGAAGCGGGCGGCGCUGCGGGCCUCGCUGCUGCUGCUGCGCCGGGACUAUCGCUUCGAGCAGGUCCGGUUCUGGGGCCGCAUCCAGGGCAUCCGCGGGCCCUAUUACAUCGCCGAGGGGCUGGGGGGAGACCGCGCCGGGCCCAGGAGCCGCCUCUACAGCUUGAACUGUAUGGAGUGGAGUCUUCUGCCACCAGCUACUGAGGAAAUGAUCACACAGACUGCAGGGCUAAAGGGCCGUUUCCAGGGGGAUCCAUCUUAUGAGUAUGAUCCCACUGAGAAGAAGGGGGAAGAGAAUGAGAGAAUAUAUGAGGAGGAAGGUGGGCCCAUGAUCAAGGAGGAAAUCCGUCUUGUAGCUACGAUAGAUCAGAUAGAUAAGGCAGUGGGUAUCAUCCCACGGGGUGCAUUUGUGAAGACCCCGCUCGGCCCUGUCCAUGAAAACAGGAAUUUUGAAGGUCUGUCUCUGACUGAGGCAAAAAAGUUAAAUUCCUAUUUCCACUUCACUGAGCCUGUUAACCUGAAGAACAGAACACUCCUGCAAAAGGCUGACCUGGACCCAUCCAUUGACUUCUUGGACUCUCUGGAGCAUGAUAUCCCAACAGUCCAGGAGAGAACACCCUCUGCAGAGGUAACAGAGACGCUCACAUGCAAUUCAGCUCAUCAUCUCUAUCAACAGCAGAGUUUGUGAGGAUAGAGAUCAAACCAGGAACUGACUGAAGGAGAGAGAUCUUAAAUCAGGGGCACUGCUUGAAAAUGUAUCCAGGUGUCAGGCCUGUAGUUGUUCUGUGAAGGCCAAGAAAUCCAAUACAGUAUAACUGCAAACAGGCCCAAGGCAAAGCUGAACAGAAUUCUUUACUCAUGCUAGAACUGAAACUAUAGAGCCAAUGCAGGAGGCUGUGCAUCCUUAGAGCCUUCCAUGCUUCCACUAGAACAGAGGCAGCAAGGGCAUUGGUGGUUGGCUGAGAGCCUGAGGGCUAAUUUGCAUAACAUAUAGCUGAUUGCAGCUGUCUUC